UAGUUCGAGUCACGCGUUUUGACUUUCUUGCUGCGAACCUCCACCAUCCCCUGACACUACUAGGAUUUGCAGACAAGUACUACUACAUUCAAGAACAACAUCUUUCUUUUCUUGAUUUUCUAGCAUAAUGAUGCAGCCUACACCCGCACUGACAUCACCUCCAGGCUCACCAGAACCGAUUCACGAUGGAGAAACUGCACCCUACCCACCUCCCCCGCAAAACAAUGGCAGUGCUCCCUUUUCAGUACUAGCCGGGCUAUUUGAGAAAUUAUCGACAGAAAGAAAGCCCGAACGAAGACGGCGACUCUUAGAUGUCUGGUUCAACCAUUGGAGAGAAGAAAUUGGACAUGAUCUUUAUCCCGUUCUCCGCCUGAUCCUUCCACAGAAAGACCGUGAGCGCGCUGUGUAUGGCCUGAAGGAGAAGAACCUUGCCAAGACCUACAUCAAACUGAUCCCACUCGGCAUAAGAGAUCCGGAUGCAAUCCGCUUGCUCAACUGGAAGAAGCCCACCGAAAAAGAUAAGAGCUCUGGCGACUUCCCCACAGUUUUGUACGAGGUUGUGAGCAAGCGGUCCUCCGUCGUCGAGGGAAGCCUGUCGGUCCAUGAUUUGAACGAAGUCCUGGAUGACUUGUCCAAGAACAUGGGCAAGCAGGACAUUCAGUCCAGAAUUCUUCAGCGUAUUUACAAUCGUGCUACUGCUGAGGAACAGCGAUGGAUUGUACACAUAAUUUUGAAAGACAUGGUUAUUUCUGUGAAGGAAACGACUGUCUUUGGCGUGUUCCAUCCAGAUGCACAAGAUCUAUUCAACAUCUGUUCCGACCUCAAGAAGGUUGCUUGGGAGCUAUGGGAUCCUUCAAGGAGGUUGAAUGCUGAGGACAAAUCCAUUCAAUUGUUCCGUGCAUUCGCACCGAUGCUGUGUAAAAGACCAACCCAUAAGAUCGAGGAUUCGGUGAAAGAAAUGCAAGGACAUAAAUUCAUCAUCGAAGAGAAACUUGAUGGCGAGCGCAUGCAGCUGCACAAGCGCGGAAAUGAAUACUUUUACUGUUCGAGGAAAGGAAAGGAUUACACUUACUUGUACGGACAGCAUGUCGGGCAGGGCAGUUUGACUCCUUUUAUCGACUCUGCGUUCGACGAACGGAUCGAUGAUAUCAUUCUCGAUGGAGAAAUGCUAGUCUGGGACCCCGUUUCUGAACGUAACUUGCCAUUUGGUACCUUGAAGACAGCUGCACUUGACAAAUCGAAGAAGGAGCACAAUCCCAGACCAUGCUUUAAGGUUUUUGACCUCCUCUAUCUCAAUGGCAUGUCCCUCCACCAGAAGUCGCUCAAGUUCCGCAAACGCAACCUGCGCGCAUGCAUCAAAGAGAUUCCAGGCCGCAUUGAAUUCACCGCGGAGUUCGAAGGCAAGACCGCCAAAGAUGUUCGGCAGAAGAUGGAUGAAGUCAUGGCGUCAAGAGGGGAAGGCCUCGUGAUCAAACAUCCUGACUCCGAGUACAUCUUAAACGGAAGAAACAAGGAUUGGAUUAAGGUUAAGCCGGAAUAUAUGGACAACAUGGGCGAGACCGUGGACGUGUUAGUAGUCGCUGGCAAUUAUGGCACUCGAAAACGUUCGGGAGGUGUUUCGACACUCAUCUGCGCAGUCCUCGACGACCGGCGCCCGGAAGGGGAUGAAGAACCGAAGUACAGCACCUUCGUCAGAGUGGGCACGGGCUUGUCAUUUGCAGACUAUAUCUGGCUCAGACAAAAGCCUUGGAAAGUAUGGGAUCCAAAACAUCCCCCAGAAUUUCUACAAACUGCAAAAAAGGCAUACGAAGACAAAGGCGACUUGUAUCUGGAACCAGAGGAUUCGUUCAUACUGAAGGUCAAGGCGGCUGAAAUCACGACUUCAGAUCAGUAUCAUUUGGGCGUUACAAUGAGGUUUCCUCGAGCUUUGUUAAUUCGCGACGACUUGUCCAUUGCAGAUUGCAUGACUGCAUCAGCUGUUCUCGAGAGCAUGCGUUCCGAGCGUAAAAGAAAGAUGGAAAGUGAUGCUGGCAUGUCCAAGAAGAAGCGAAAGACGACGGCAAAGAAGGCAACUGUCCUACCACAAUACCAAGGACCUGAUCUACGUGCAGUCGAGAUUGAGUCAGACCUAUUUGAGGAUAUGAAAUUUAUGGUGUCGUCAGACCCAAAAUCACGAACAGGCAACCAAGACCGUCAACAACUGAUGAAAUUGAUCCAUGCCAAUGGAGGUAGCUGCGUACAGGUUGUUACAUCCAAACAGCCUAUUACAGUCAUUUAUGGAGGAAUGACAACGCCUUACGACAUUAAGCUAUUGAUUGACAAGAACAGUGUCGACAUCAUCAGACCUCAGUGGAUCACGGAUUGUAUAAACCGAGGAGAACUCGUUCCUCUCAAAAAGAAGUACUUCUUUCACGCAACCCUAGCACGUCAAGAAUCCGACGAUUAUCAUCAGCUGGACACUGAUGAGGACCAGGAAAUGACUGAUGGAACUGUAAAGGAAGACGCGAGCCUGAAAAUUCCAAUCACCCCAGAAGGCUUCGAGCCGAAACUCGAAGAAACUAAGGACAUUGAUCCUGAACUUGUGGACUGGUUUCAAGUCGACGCCAAGCCUGCCGUUCCAGAAGACAGCGAAACGGAGGAAGAGUCUGAUGCAGAUUCGAACAACGAUGAUGUCAAAGAGGAAGAUGUUGAUGAUGAGUGGUUCCGAGUACCAGAAGUGCCCCGCAGUCCCGCUGUUAAGCCCCUUGAUGACAACUCGUCUACCACGCUUCAUUCACAGUCACAGAACAUGACAAUGGGGGAAGACGACCAAGCGAGGGAGUAUGAUACAACAGCAAUAUUCAAGCAUCUUUGUUUUUACCUUGACUCGCCGGGCAAUGCGCGGGGAAACGGAAUGCCGGUGAAAACCAAGUAUGAACAGGAGAUCUCCACCACCUUCGACCAGGUUUCAAGAAGCAUUCGGGAGAACGGUGGAAAGAUAGUUGCACUUGACGAUCCAAAGCUCACGCAUGUUGUCUUGGACAAGCGAGAUGACUCACGUCGACUGACACUCAUACAGCGUACCUCGAGGUAAGUGCUCACAUACAACCUUGUCAUAUAUAACUGAGGCAAAUCUUAGACCUAAACGACGCCGAUUGGUGAUAUCCGAUUAUGUGACAGCUUGUUUAGAAGAAGAAUCGUUGCUUGAUGAGGAAG
This is a messenger RNA of Suillus subaureus, 3195 nucleotides long. RefSeq names its product DNA ligase 4. The transcript has 27 exons. The coding region runs from base 128 to 3073 and encodes 981 amino acids. Gene Ontology annotation, molecular function: DNA ligase (ATP) activity; DNA binding; ATP binding. Gene Ontology annotation, biological process: double-strand break repair via nonhomologous end joining; DNA recombination; nucleotide-excision repair, DNA gap filling. Gene Ontology annotation, cellular component: DNA ligase IV complex. The record is from RefSeq and is a predicted model, not a curated record. NCBI's taxonomy places the organism in Eukaryota, Fungi, Basidiomycota, Agaricomycetes, Boletales, Suillaceae.